AUGAGUAACGUUGCCGACUUCGAAGACGGAAUCUAUUACAAGAAUCACAACAAUGGGAACAAUCGAAAAUAUGGCGCUUUCAAGGAAAGACCAGCUGAUGUGAUGACCACGCUGGACUCGCUGAUUCAAACGCUUUCCGAAAGUCGCGAAGUUUUCGCACAAGGUGGACGGACAAGCCGAGUUCAGGUGGAAAUUGAUGGACGUGAAUGUGUUGUGGACGAGCUUGUGCACUACACUCGACAACCGCCGAUGCAUCGCGACAAUCAGCACUACCAUUUGAACCACAGAAAGACGAAGAUUUGCCGCUCGAGUUCUGCUUCUGUGAAGGAUUCUCGUCAAGGAGCAAAUCGUUUCAACAAGCAUUUAACUCCCAUUCAGCAACAGCCACCACCGAAGAGGAAUUUCUAUAGCAACAAUAAUGGCAAGCCGGACAAGCCAAAUCCUCAUCAACAAAAAAAGCCCAAAGCACCUCACGCAGAAGAAAUUACAAGCACCACUAAACACACCGAAUCGGAGACAUGCAUUCGCGAGGCAAUCGCUGCCGCAACGGCCGCUCGUCAACGUCAUGAGACUGCCCUGCUUCGUCAUCCACCCAGAAACAAGCCGGCUCAGGAAGUCGGAGUGCCAAUGUUCCGCAGUGAAAAUCGCCAAGUCAACCGCAAUGAAGUGCUUCGUUAUACUCAGUCACGGGGUCCAUCUCAUCAAGACAACGAGCCACCUCAAAUUCACGUGCGUGUGCGGAAAGGAGGACAACCCAAAGGGCCACCUAUUACUUGGAAAGAUCAGGACGAUGAUGAGCGAAUGGUGGAAAUGACGGAGAACGUCUAUCAAAGGGAUUAUGAUCAACGGCAGCAAUAUGAACCUCAUGAUCAGCUCGUUUCUGCUCGGGAUCGUCGCCAAUAUACCGAUUCGUCUCAUCGUGAGCGUCGCUUUCAAUCAACCGAUCAACGCGAGCGUAUUUCCUCUCAUCGCCAACUCGACCUUCAGAAUGUGAUUCCCCGUCGUCCAUCUCGUUUCGAGAAGCAACCACGGGAUUAUCAAUAUAAGGAACGAGCACGCAUCAUUGUCAACGAUCCUUUGUGUUACUGUCAAGGCAUCGAAUGUAUGCAUAUUUUGCCGAUUUGGGAGCACGAGCUGAAGCUUUCAAAGAAACGUGAAGCUAACAUCAAUCGAAAGUAUGAUCGUGAUGGAAUGAUGCAUGCUUGGGCUGAUCACUAUGGAGCUGAUGAGUUGGACUUUAAGCCCGUUAAGAACGAGUACAGCAACCCGUCGCUGGCCACUCGCAUGGAACAUCGAUGGAAACACGCAAAGUAUGAAAAGACACCUCAAGAUAAACGUGCCGCCGAAAAUGUCUUUUAUGGAGCUGUUGAGGUUGAGACAAAUGUGACGAAGGCGGUGAAGAAUUUAUUGAAGGCGCAAAGCUGCAUGCGAAACGUGACUUUUGCUGUGGGAACCCUCUCCCCACCAAGUGCCGAGUAUACGGAAAACAUUGGCUUCAUGCAGAAGAAUCUCAAGGAAUUCAACACUCGAUUCCGCGUCCUUGCUGCAAAAGUUAAAGAGAUUCUCUCCAAUGGAAGUGAGCGUGGUGGAGUGGAGGCGACUCCUGAGAAGCCGAAAUACCCACGGAAACUUUACUCGGCUUCGCAGCGUCUCUACGGAACGAAA
Mesorhabditis belari is the source of this 1665-nucleotide messenger RNA. NCBI's taxonomy places the organism in Eukaryota, Metazoa, Nematoda, Chromadorea, Rhabditida, Rhabditidae. The record is from the annotation of a GenBank genome assembly.